Molecule: messenger RNA, 3149 nt
Organism: Arabidopsis thaliana (thale cress)
Lineage: Eukaryota; Viridiplantae; Streptophyta; Magnoliopsida; Brassicales; Brassicaceae
Product: ion channel protein
Exons: 11
Coding region: 195-2126 (643 amino acids)
Biological process (GO): potassium ion transport; monoatomic ion transport
Cellular component (GO): plastid membrane; nuclear membrane
Source: RefSeq, marked reviewed
CAAAAAGCUUUCUCCCUCCAUUUACUUUUUUGGCAUUUGUUUAUUCAAAAACUGUAACAAAAAGAGACAGAGAGCUAAACAAACAGUGGACUGACGAAGAAGCUCUCUCUAACUCUCAGAUCUCUCUUCUUCCAUGUUCCAAAUUUCAAUCAUUGUAACUGAUCUCUGUUUCUCAAUUUACUUACUUCAACCCGAUGCCGAUUCAUACCCCUAGAAGAACCUCUCUGUUCCAAAGAUCCAAAACGUUACCAACAAACUCAUAUCGAAGAUUCACCUCUCCUGUGAUUCCCACUUUCAGAUAUGAUGACGGAGAUACUGUCAGCUACGACGGUGAUGAUUCAAGUAACCUCCCGACGGUUCCGAAUCCCGAGGAAAAACCAGUGCCGGUGCCGAGUCAAUCCCCGAGUCAGAGGAUAACUCGGUUAUGGACUCAGUUCUCUCUCACUCAUUGUCUCAAAUUCAUUUGUUCAUGUUCUUUUACUUAUGUGAUGUUUCUUCGGUCUAAAGUUUCAAGACUAGAGGCAGAGAAUAUAAUCCUUCUAACAAGAUGUAACAGUAGCAGUGACAACAAUGAGAUGGAAGAAACUAAUUCUAGAGCUGUUGUUUUCUUCAGUGUCAUUAUCACCUUUGUGUUACCAUUUUUGUUGUACAUGUAUCUUGACGAUCUCUCACAUGUCAAGAAUCUACUAAGACGAACAAAUCAGAAGAAAGAAGACGUUCCUUUGAAGAAGAGACUAGCUUAUUCGUUGGAUGUGUGUUUUUCAGUGUAUCCAUAUGCUAAGCUUCUUGCUCUUCUGUUGGCAACUGUUGUUCUUAUAGUUUAUGGUGGAUUAGCAUUGUAUGCUGUUAGUGACUGUGGGGUUGAUGAAGCCCUUUGGUUAUCGUGGACUUUUGUAGCGGAUUCGGGAAGUCAUGCUGAUAGAGUUGGUGUUGGAGCAAGAAUAGUUUCUGUUGCUAUAAGUGCAGGUGGUAUGUUGAUAUUUGCUACAAUGCUUGGACUCAUUUCAGAUGCUAUCUCGAAGAUGGUAGAUUCGCUACGGAAAGGGAAAAGUGAAGUUCUUGAAAGUAAUCAUAUACUAAUUCUUGGAUGGAGUGAUAAAUUGGGGUCACUUUUGAAGCAGCUGGCAAUAGCAAAUAAAAGUAUUGGUGGCGGUGUUGUGGUUGUGUUAGCAGAACGAGACAAGGAAGAGAUGGAGACUGAUAUUGCUAAAUUUGAAUUUGAUUUAAUGGGAACAUCAGUUAUAUGUAGAAGUGGCAGUCCACUUAUACUAGCUGAUCUGAAGAAGGUUUCAGUCUCGAAUGCACGUGCUAUCAUUGUACUAGGAUCUGAUGAAAACGCGGAUCAGAGCGAUGCACGUGCCUUAAGGGUUGUGCUUAGUCUUACAGGAGUAAAGGAGGGUUGGAAGGGACAUGUUGUGGUUGAAAUGUGUGAUCUAGACAAUGAGCCAUUGGUAAAGCUUGUUGGUGGAGAACGCAUUGAAACAGUUGUAGCUCAUGAUGUGAUUGGACGCCUUAUGAUACAAUGCGCUCUUCAACCUGGUCUUGCGCAGAUAUGGGAGGAUAUUUUAGGAUUUGAGAACGCUGAAUUUUACAUAAAGAAGUGGCCUCAGCUUGAUGGUUACUGUUUUGAAGAUGUCCUCAUUUCAUUUCCUAAUGCGAUUCCUUGCGGAGUUAAGGUUGCAGCUGAUGGGAAGAUAGUUUUGAAUCCUAGUGAUGACUAUGUUCUGAAAGAAGGUGAUGAAAUACUUGUUAUAGCAGAGGAUGAUGACACUUACGCUCCUGGUUCUCUUCCGGAGGUACGGAUGUGUCAUUUUCCCAAAAUGCAGGAUCCUCCAAAAUAUCCAGAGAAAAUACUUUUUUGUGGAUGGCGUCGUGAUAUUGAUGAUAUGAUCAAGGUGCUAGAAGCUCUGCUUGCGCCUGGAUCUGAGUUAUGGAUGUUUAACGAGGUUCCAGAUCAAGAAAGAGAGAAAAAGUUGACAGAUGCAGGACUAAAUAUAUCCAAAUUGGUGAAUAUAAAACUUGUGCAUAGGCAGGGAAAUGCAGUGAUCAGGCGUCAUUUAGAGAGUCUCCCUCUAGAAACUUUUGAUUCAGUAAGUUGUUUCCUCUUUCUGGUUGAUGUAGCAUGAGAAUAGAUAUGCCACUUUCUUUCCACCAUCUUCAUGAUUACCAAAUCAAAUUGCAGAUCUUAAUUCUUGCAGAACAGUCACUAGAGAACUCUAUUGUUCAUUCAGACUCUCGAUCUCUUGCCACGCUUCUCCUUAUUCGGGAUAUACAGUCGAAACGGCUUCCAUACAAAGAUGCAAAGUCAAGCGCGUUACGGAUAUCUGGAUUCCCAAAUUGCUGUUGGAUUCGUAAGAUGCAGCAAGCUUCAGAUAAAUCAAUUGUGAUAAGUGAAAUUCUUGAUUCAAGAACAAAGAACCUUGUAUCUGUGUCAAGAAUCAGUGAUUACGUACUCUCGAAUGAGUUAGUUAGUAUGGCUCUUGCGAUGGUCGCAGAGGAUAAACAAAUAAACCGUGUUUUAAAAGAGCUUUUCGCGGAAAAGGGUAAUGAAUUGUGCAUAAGACCUGCAGAGUUUUACAUAUAUGACCAAGAAGAGGUUUGCUUUUAUGAUAUAAUGAGAAGGGCUCGUCAAAGGCAAGAAAUCAUAAUCGGUUAUCGCCUUGCGGGAAUGGAGCAAGCUGUGAUUAACCCUACUGAUAAAUCCAAGCUUACUAAAUGGUCCCUUGAUGAUGUUUUUGUUGUCAUCGCCUCAAGUCAGUAACUUACAAAACCCGUAGAUGAUCUCUGACCGUUUGAACUCUCCAGGACGUAACAUGGUACCUUGAGUCCCCAUUUUUUCGCAACUUGGUCUGACCAUUUUCUUAGAAGAAGCAAGAAUCAUUGAAGACCCCAUUUUUUUCCACAACUUGUUCAUUUAGUCACUACGAAACAGAGACAAUUAUUUGUAUAGUAAAUGACCAUACACUCUUCAAUAAAAAUCUGUAUCUUGUUUUAGUUCUACCCAUGAAAUACGUGAUUCAUCAGACAGUUGCAGAGCAAAGUUAAUUCAGUAGUGAAUUUGGGUUCUGGAGCUGGUGUUUGUAUAAGGUGCUCAAUGUAAUAUCAGAACCCUUUUCAUCGAAUCUUAUUGGGCCUCAAAAACAAAAAAG